This is a messenger RNA of Phytomonas sp. Hart1, 2877 nucleotides long. The record is from the annotation of a GenBank genome assembly. Lineage: Eukaryota; Euglenozoa; Kinetoplastea; Trypanosomatida; Trypanosomatidae.
AUGCCCCCCAGUGCCUCCCGUGCCGCGAAGAAGGAAAAUUCAAAGGACUCCGAGGCUGUGACCGAGUCCGAACGGGUCCAUGUCUCGAUCCGCGUUCGCCCGCUGAACAAACGCGAGCGGGUCAGCAAACAUCCUAUUUGCCUCAGUGUCGACAAUGCUAAGAACCGGCUUUCGAUUUUUGAUAAGUCCAAAACGUCCACAAACGAGGCCGCAGUCUUCGCAGAUAUCCCAGACGCGAAGAUCUCGCGGACGACCUACCAGUUCGACAGCAUUUUCUGGUCGCUGGGGGGGAAAGGAGAAAAGAUGGCCACACAGGCGGACGUCUUCGACCAAAUCGGCAUUCCUCUCGUCCGCCACGCCUUUAACGGCUUCAACUCCUGUCUCUUCGCGUACGGCCAGACGGGGAGCGGGAAAACCUACACAAUGAUGGGCGCUGACGUCGCCGUGUUGGAGGGGAGCGAGGGGCGGGGGGUCGCACCUCGGAUCUUCCAGGAGAUUUUCAUCCGCAAGUCGGAACUGGAGGCUACGGAGGGCGGCGGAUCGACCUGGGACGUCGAUGUGGGCUACGUCGAGGUCUACAACGAACGCGUAUCAGACCUCCUCGCGAAGCGGCCGAAGUCAGGCGAGGAGGUCUUCGUCGAGAUCCGCGAGCACCCCAGCCGCGGGGUCUUUCUUGAGGGCCAGCGGCUCGUCCCGACGCGGAGUUUUAACGACGUAAUUAAAUGCGUGGAGGCCGGCAACAUCGUCCGGCAUACUGCCUCGACGAAGAUGAACAACCGGAGCAGCCGCAGCCACGCCAUCAUCAUGGUCCUCCUCCGGGAGGAGCGUCUGAUGACGGCGAAGAACCAGACGGUGAUCCGGACGGCGGGGAAAAACAGUCGGAUGAACCUCGUCGACCUCGCAGGCUCCGAGCGGGUCGCGCAGUCGGAGGUAGAGGGCGCCCGCUUCACCGAGGCCACUCACAUCAAUCUCUCGCUAACGACUCUCGGGCGGGUGAUCGACAUCCUGGCGGAUAUGGCCACGAGGGGCAAGAAGACGCGCUACACUAUGGCCCCCUUCCGCGAUUCGAAGCUGACCUUCAUCCUGAAGGACUCCCUCGGGGGUAAUUCAAAGACGAUGAUGGUCGCCGCCGUGAGCCCGAGCGCUCUGAACUACGAAGAGACUCUGGGCACCCUGCGCUACGCCUCCCGGGCGCGGGAUAUUGUGAACGUGGCGAAGGUCAACGAGGACCCUCGCGCGCGGCGGAUCCGCCAGCUGGAGGAUGAGAUGUCUGAGAUGCGCAAGGCCCUCGCGGUGGCCGACCCCACUUAUGUAGCCCAGCUCGAGGCGAAGAUCGCGCUGAUUGAGUCCGAGGCCCGCAAUCGCGCAGCCGACCUGCAGACGCUGGAGCGAGAGCGCGAGGAGAGCAACCUUCGCGAGCGGAUGCUCAAGGCCACCGAGGCCGAGCGCGCCGAGCUUGAACAGCAGGCGGACCUGCUUAAGCAGCAGAUCGUCGACAGCCGCCGGCAGGCCGCGGAGAUGCAGGAACAGAACGCCCGCCUGCGCGAGGAGCAGGCGCUGAGGGAGCAAAAGCUGCUCGACGACAUCGAGCGCGCCCGCGCGGACGCGCGGAAGAAGGCGGAGACCCUCGAGCAGGCCAAGCGGGAUCUCGCGCGCGAGCGCACCGAGCGGGAGAACGCCGUUCGCUUUAUCCAGCACUAUAAGGAGAAGCUGGAGGACGCGCUGUUCAACUCGGAGCGCAGCGCCGCCGAGAGGAUUGCUCUGGAGGAGGCCAACACCACCUUGAACCUCAAGCUUAAGGAACUCGAAGAAGAGCAGUCGCAAUACGUCAACGGGUUGGUGAAAAAGCUCGAGGAUUGUGAUAAUCAGAACGCGCUACUCCGAGCGCGGUGCGUCUUCCAAAUCAGGGAAGGCGAAGCACGGAAUGCAAUUUUGGUUUCGCAUGUGGUGGAGCGGGAGCGCCUAUUUAGGGAAUAUUAUGCAAUGUCUCGCCACUUUUUGAUCGCCAAACGGUCCCCAGGCAGGGGGCACCUGAAAGAGGAUUCCGAGGUGGUUUCUACGAGUGGGAAUACGCGUUCCUCUCGAGGGGUAUCCGAGCCACCAUCAGAUGGUCAACGGGAGAAACUUAACGAAGAUUUGGCGCAGGCUUUGCGUGUGCGAGCGAGUUCCCAGGGGGAACAUGAAAAUUUUGAUGGACCGAACCGCUAUUCCGAUCCCACGCAGGAGCACCUAGGGGACAAGCUCUGUGCCUUUGACGUACCACAGGCCUUGAGUAAAGUAGACGAGGCCGAUGAAGGUUACUAUCAGUGUGUUGAAAUGAUAAAAACGCAUGCGGGGCAUCUUCAAGGCACACAACAGGAGUUGGAGGAGUUGAUUGAACGUUUCUUUACAGAAUCCGUGUCUCUGGAGACUCAGGAGGAAAUGAUGGCGGCACGUCUAUCUGAUAUGGAGAUGGCGAAGGAAGAAUUUGAGACUAAGGAGAAUGAAUUGCAAGUGCUUAAUGAGCGUCUCGAGGAGUGUGCACAGCAACGGGAAGUGGCUGUGCAAAAUCUAGAACGUCAGAUCAAGGAGAUGCUUAACGGUAAAUUCGAGGUCCGUUUGCUCUUUCCUGGAGACAGGGACGCGGAUGGUUUACAAGAAAGGGACCAGCAACUGGGGGAUCCCAGUUUUCAGAUGUCCACAGAUCUUUUAGAUUCGUUACCAAACGCACCAGGGCUGACGGAAGCAACUAGCAGCCCGAAUUUGACAACACCAUUAUUGCCACCAGUACCCGAGGACGGCACUUCUUUUGAUUUAUCUUCUAUAAAGCGGUCAAUUUUAGAAAGUUUCCCCGUUAGUGCCCGAAUGUCGGAUUUCUUAAGUAGUACAAUACACUGA